AUGGAUAUUAUAAAACUAGUCGGCAAAUACUUAAACAUACCUGUAGGUUCCCUAUGUUAUAAUACGGAUAAGACUAUCACAACAGUUUUGGAUAAAGAAAACGUGGAAGGAUUUGCGAGUAUAGUUCUCCGGUUAGCCUCAAAAAGUCGUCAAAAUGUGACCCAAGAACAAUUGCUCCUUAGUUAUCAAUGGCUAGAAUAUAUUGCUAUGUAUGGAAACCAAGCAUCUACUAGUCCAGUCUUUGCCAAAAAUUUUCUCCAGGGACUCAACAGAGCUUUGGAAAAGAAGACAUUUUUAACUGGAAAUCAACUUACAGUAACUGAUAUUGCUGUAUUCUAUUUUUUGCAGCCUCUUGUGGCAAAUCUAAAUGUACUGGAACAGGAGUCGCUUAUGCAUCUCUGCAGGUGGUGUAAACAUGUUCAGGCACAACCAAAAGUGUGUUCACACUGUGCUCCAUUACCACUCAAUACUUUGACACUGUCAAUACUUGCUCCUGCUGUACACUAA
Messenger RNA from Leptosia nina, 507 nucleotides. NCBI's taxonomy places the organism in Eukaryota, Metazoa, Arthropoda, Insecta, Lepidoptera, Pieridae. The record is from the annotation of a GenBank genome assembly.